ACAGACCACGAAAAUGACGACGAAGAAAAGCUGGUUUUGUUUCGCUCACAGCGCCCCUGCCGGUGUGGCGUGGAUUAGUCGGGCACAGGAAUGAAGCCAAGCCACUCCUCUCACCUGAUGUGUAUGCAUGCUUGCAUACCUUCAGGACAGCAGGCGUAGGCUGAGGCCUCUCAGCCAUAUUUGCAGACAGGCGAAAAGGACAGAGGGAUACGGAAGUCUGAUCUUGAUCUAUGCAAAAUCGACAGGAAGCUUCAGCAAGAAGGAGGAGGACCCGGUCCAGAGUAGGACUUGUGUCUUGCAUGCAUCUUAAUGCGACACCACAGACUAAAAAACUGCCUGGUUGAAAGAGAGCGGAUGUGAGGCGUGUGAGGCUUGUUUGUUGUGCGCUUCAGGUUCAGACAAAUCAACUGAGGGGUUGUUUGUGCACUUGUGUGUGUGUGUGUGUGGGAGAAUGUGCCUAUACAUGCACAGCUCUGUGACAGCAGUAUAAGCCCAGUAUAACACAGUGAUGUGUCUUUCCCUCCCGCAUAACUUGAUUUAAAACCUCACAUGCUGGCUGAUCAUAUGAUGUUGCUUUCAAGACUGCAGGGGAUCUGUAAAUGACGGGACUUGAGAUUGUAUCAUGCUGCAGGAUGUCACAGUUAUGCAGCCUUACAAAAUGAACAUCCUUCAUACAGCAAAAGAGGACAGUUAAGCAACAUCAACAGCUACGUAUUUCACUGAAACUCAUAAAACCUUGACAACAGAUCUGACUGAGAGAGACAGCAAUGGAGGAGGAAAACUUGUGUUCCUUUCUUCCAGAUAUUACAGAGUCAGACUUUCAGCAGCCUCACCCAGACUCAAGGGCCUCUGCAGAUCAUAAGUACAUCAAUGGAGAACAGGAGGCCAUUGUUUGGGGUGAGACGGAAGUGCAGAUAAACCAGUCGCACAUGACAGAUCAACUUAGUCUUUCCUCAAAGGCAGGACAAAAGAUUCCUGAGGAGGCAGAAGAGUGGGAACAAAUAGUGUGGCCAGUACGCCCCAUGACCUGCACCAGUACUCCGCUCUCCUGUGCCACAGUACAGUGGGACAUGCCCGGCGUCUCUGUGGAAACAUAUUCGCUCAUGAAUGACAGCAGCUUGGCCAAUAAGCUGGACUCCGGUGGUGUGACGUGUCGAGACAGCACUUCCCCAUCACCUCACCAAUCUGAAGAUGUUAAUGCUGAGCUUUUUGUGCUGGAGGAGAGAGAGGAACAUGAUGGGUCUAAUUCACAGCUUCUGAGCUCAGUAAUAGAAUGGACAGGAAGCAGCUAUGAGCCAUGUGACGCAGCAGCCCAAGAGUGGAUGACACACGAAAAGGAAGAUUCAACACACCAACUUUUAAAAAGUAAUAAUAAAAUCCCACUGAGGACAGACUCAGAAGAAGAGGAGGGGCACUGGCUAACGUCAGAUCCUGUUGAAACUGUGGACUUAAUCAAUACUGUUGAGGAGACUGAAGUCUCAGAGGAUGGGGUGGACAGUUUUGUAGAUCUAAAAUUAGAAGAGGAACGGGGGGAGUCUGUCUUUCUGCUGACUGGACAGGGAAACUCUGAGGAAGAGCAAACUUCAGUAAACGGUCUUGGGACUGAAGAAGAGACUGAGAAGGGAGAUGAAGUAGAAGAGGAGCUGAGUGAGAAGGGAGAUGAAGUAGAAGAGGAGCUGAGUGUGACAAAUGUGUCCUGUACUCAAGAAAGUGACGAAGAGACAAAAACUGUCUGUUCUCUGAGCGAUGUGUGAGUAUCACCGACUUAAAAAAAGG
Messenger RNA from Monopterus albus (swamp eel), 1776 nucleotides. RefSeq lists its product as uncharacterized. The transcript has 6 exons. The record is from RefSeq and is a predicted model, not a curated record. The coding region runs from base 768 to 1754 and encodes 328 amino acids. NCBI's taxonomy places the organism in Eukaryota, Metazoa, Chordata, Actinopteri, Synbranchiformes, Synbranchidae.